AUGACUGUGUAUGAUGAUGUUCUUGAUGGGAGAUUCAGAGACAGACUGAGGCUUGAUGAUCAAACUGGAUCUCUGACCAUCACAAACACCACAACUCAACAUGCUGGAGUUUAUGUGCUAUGGAUCAACCAGAUCAGGAUUUAUUUAUUUCUCAUUGUCUAUCGUGAAAUAUCAGUGAUGGAGGGAGAUUCAGUCACUCUAAACUCUGGUCUUACUGAAAUGAUGCAUGAUGAUCAGAUUCAGUGGAGGUUUUGGAUUAAAGAGACUUUACUAGCUCAAAUCAGUAAAAAGGUUGACAGCAUUACUGUCUACAAUGUUCAUGAUGAGAGAUUCAGAAACAGACUGAAGCUGGACGAUCAAACUGGAUCUCUGACCAUCACAAACAUCAGAACUGAAGAUACUGGAAGUUAUGAACUGCAGAUCAACAUUUACAGCAGCUCUUUUUUUUAUCUCACUGUCUAUGUUCAUCUGCCUGUUCCUGUGAUCAGCAGAGACUGUUCAUCUUCAUCAUCAUCAUCAACGUGUUCAUUGGUGUGUUCAGGUUUAAAUGUGAGUCAUGUGACUCUCUCCUGGUACAAAGGAAACAGUUUAUUGUCCAGCAUCAGUGUGUCUGAUCUCAGCAUCAGUCUCUCUCUACCUCUGGAGGUGGAAUAUCAGGAGAAAAACAGCUACAGCUGUGUGAUCAACAAUCCCAUCAGAAACCAGACCACACAUCUGGACAUCAGCAAACUCUGUCAACCAUACUCUGUUCACUGUUGUGGUUCUACUGAAGCUGUGAUCCGAUUGGUCCUCUCUGUUCUGGUGGAUGUGGCUACUGUCAUUCUUCUGGUUUAUGACAUCAGAUCCAGAAGAACUGAUCAAGAUCAACCACAGCCCUCAUCACAAACCUAA
Carassius auratus (goldfish) is the source of this 891-nucleotide messenger RNA. RefSeq names its product SLAM family member 9-like. The transcript has 4 exons. The coding region runs from base 1 to 891 and encodes 296 amino acids. The record is from RefSeq and is a predicted model, not a curated record. Lineage: Eukaryota; Metazoa; Chordata; Actinopteri; Cypriniformes; Cyprinidae.